AGGGCAGUGUAGGUAUUGGCUGCAGAGCUGAACGAAAAAGGCUGCUUCCGGUUACGGACUUCCUCUUUUGCUCUGCAUUGGGACGCAAACAUGGUGAACGUCCCGAAGACCCGCAGGACCUACUGCAAGAAGUGCAAGAAGCACCAACCCCACAAAGUCACCCAGUACAAGAAGGGCAAGGAUUCCCUCUAUGCUCAGGGUAAGAGGAGAUACGAUAGGAAGCAGAGCGGCUACGGUGGUCAGACCAAGCCCAUCUUCCGUAAAAAGGCUAAGACAACAAAGAAGAUUGUGCUGAGGCUCGAGUGCAUGGAGGCCAACUGCAGAUCCAAGAGGAUGCUGGCCAUCAAGCGAUGCAAGCACUUUGAGUUGGGAGGUGACAAGAAGAGAAAGGUAAGACUGUCACAAGACACUUUGUUCCUUGAGCAAGUCUUGGUAACUGUCUCGGCAUUAGUGUGAACACUUGAGGCCAGUUCUUACUUUUCACAUCCACGUGGCCACAGGGUGCACAUUGGUACAUGUGGUGUAAAUAUCGUUGUCCACCUGCUGCAGAGGGUACGGACCCCACUGCAUUUGAUCGCACCUAGCCUCAUUUUUUUGACUGUGCAGGCUGGAUGCAUAUAAAGCACAAAUGAUCACGCAGGCGCCACACCAACAAACAAAGCACUGGUUAUACCUCGCCUCAGAUGCCUCUCGUUUCGUGUGCCAAUGUGCUGAAUUUGUUGUCCCUCUGAUUCAUGUUCAGUGGUUGCACUAUGUGGGCCGUAUUUUCGUGCCCAGAG
Messenger RNA from Hippocampus comes (tiger tail seahorse), 779 nucleotides. It is a transcript of the gene rpl36a, whose product is annotated as ribosomal protein L36A. Gene Ontology annotation, molecular function: structural constituent of ribosome. Gene Ontology annotation, biological process: translation. The transcript is spliced from 5 exons. Bases 91 to 456 code for a protein of 121 amino acids. The record is from RefSeq and is a predicted model, not a curated record. Gene Ontology annotation, cellular component: ribosome. NCBI's taxonomy places the organism in Eukaryota, Metazoa, Chordata, Actinopteri, Syngnathiformes, Syngnathidae.